GCGCGCGCACACGCGUACUCACACGCACACUAUAAGCCAGAUAGACACCCAACGUUUGUUUCUCACACUGAGACCAGACUUCGCGCUGACGGUCGGCUCUGUCAAUUCUGAGCUCCUCUGAGACACAAAAAACACAGCCAUGGGGAAAGGAUGCAUUUCAGUUACCAAGUAUUUUCUAUUCCUCUUCAACCUCCUCUUCUUUAUCUUAGGAGCACUUAUCCUGGGCUUUGGACUGUGGGUUCUGUUUGAUAACAAGAGCUUCAUUGCUGUUCUACAGGAAUCAUCAGAAACCGUGAAAGUGGCCUCAUACAUCCUCAUCGGAGUCGGUUCCCUGACGAUGGCCAUGGGCUUCUUCGGCUGCUUAGGAGCCAUCUACGAAAUCCGUUGUCUGCUCGGCCUGUACUUCACCUGCCUCCUGCUCAUCCUCAUUGCCCAAGUCACUGCUGGAGUUCUCAUUUACUUCCAGAGAGAUCGGUUGACACAUGAGAUGUCCACCAUCGUUAUGCAAAUGAUCAUCAACUAUAACUCGACGAGGACCACAGAGCACCCCUGGGACUACGUUCAGAGGACAAUAAAAUGCUGCGGAUUGGCUGGUCCAGGCAACUGGUCUGAGAACCUUGUAAUCAAAAACAGCACCCAGUACCUGUAUCCAUGCUCCUGUCGCAAUGACUCCUUGCCUGGAGGGGACGUGAAGCCAGCGGGCCUGUGUGAGAGCAUGUCCUCUGAGCUACCUGUUUAUGAAAUGGGCUGUAAAACCAGCGUAGAGAUAUGGCUCCAGGAAAACUGUGGAAUUAUUCUGGGGAUCUGUGUCGCCGUGGCGGUUGUGGAGCUCCUCGGGAUGAUCCUGUCCAUGUGUCUCUGCAAGAGUGUUGGCCAGGAAGAUUACAGCAAAGUACCGAAGUACUGAGCUGAAGACGGAGCCGGCUUCACGUCACUCACACAGAUGGACGGACUCUCUCUCCUCACAUCCCAUUCUUAUACACAUACACACACACACACACACACACACACACACACACUGACAGCUGUCUCGACCAUUUGAGCUCUUUGUAUCUUCACAGCUGUGCAGAUUUCUCACGCCCACAUGUCCCUCAUACACAAACACACAAGCACUCACUUCUCAAGUGUGACACAUUUCUUGACCAUAAGUUGACAAGUUACUUCAUUUUGACUUUUUGAUUAUAUUUUUGAUGGAAUUCUUAAGAACUGUGGCAUUUACUAUCCAAGUGUUCGUUUAUAUGUUGUCUUUUUUUCCCCCCUUGGCUGACCUCAGUGACAUAGUGAGAGAAAGACAGCACUUUAGUGAUAUUGAGUUAGCUGAGAGCCAGAUAUUCUGACUUCAAUGCACAGAGAUGAGAGGAGAAUGGGUGGGUGCAUGUGGGUGCAUGCUACCCUCUCAAGGUAUUUUUGGUGCAGUGGGUGGAGGAUAAAUGCAGGGCAUGACUGCUGCGGUGGAGGUUUUGGGUUCUGUUGUCAACUCCUUGCACCCAGCGGCCCUCUGUUGACACCCACCAUCGGCUCCACCUCGUCCCUUCUGAGAUCCAUCAUCUGUCUCUAUAUUGCACCUGUUGUCUUCUUGGAUGUGCAUUGCUGGUAACAAGCAUCUCUUCAAAAUGACCUGUUCUGGAUGAAGUACGUAUGUGUGCAAUGUGUUGAAUGAAUAUUUUAUUUCUUUAUGUUCUUUCUUAAUUUUCUUGUGUCAUCUGUUUUUUUUUAACAGCUGUAUAUAUGACCUUGCAGAGUGACUAUGGCACAUUAAGUGCUUGGUCAGCAUUUUAUAUGGGGAAGCUUUCACCAACAUGCUCUUGUUUUAAGAAGCCCUAUUGUUCUUCGUUUCCCUCUGGGUUUGAUGAAGUGCAGCAUCCGGCUGCCUGUCAGCACUAUUUUUGUCUGAACCUGAGAAAUUGGAUAAAUUGUCAUCAGUCUUGAAGCUAUUUUUUCAGUUUCUUAUAACAUGGCAUGAUUUUUUUUUAUUUUUUUUUUACAGAGGGCUCAUGGCUUUUAUUUUGAAAAGUCUUUUUAAAAAACUUUUUUAUAUUAAAUAUAGCAGCUGUACCACAGUGAAUUUUUUCAUUUUAGCAUGACUGUUUACCAGGAAGUUAGUUUAUAGUAUCAGUCAUGAGAAAAAGAAAGAAAAAAAAUUGUAAGUUAUUGCCUAUUCAUAAAGGAGCGUGUGACCAGAAACUGACUCUUCUUCCUCUUAUACUUUCUUCUCUAAAAUUGUUUUGUGAAAACAUGUUCUGUUCCUCAACCCCCCCCCCCCCCCCCCCCCUUUAUUAGCCACCUCCUCAUUUACAUCAUUCCACUUCAUUUCAGUACACUAUUAUAUAUCAGAAUUUAUGGUUAAUUUAGUGGGUAGAUUGCACUUUCACGAGUCUUCAAAACAUGUUCAUCACGUAGUUACACAGAGGAUUAAAAAUGGUUACAGUCAGCUUCUGUUGUACGACCUGCCAAAUUCAUACAUUAAUUUAACUUGAUGAAAAAUGAAGGCUUGUUUAGAAUAUUUUGUACACUUUUACAAAUUUUUAGUAGAAAGAAUAUUUGUGGUUUAGUAACUUUCUUUUUUUUUAUUACUGAAGAACUAUGAAUAAACAUAAACUCGUUGGAAA
This is a messenger RNA of Archocentrus centrarchus (flier cichlid), 2609 nucleotides long. RefSeq names its product CD82 molecule b (gene cd82b). Gene Ontology annotation, cellular component: plasma membrane. The transcript is spliced from 9 exons. Lineage: Eukaryota; Metazoa; Chordata; Actinopteri; Cichliformes; Cichlidae. The record is from RefSeq and is a predicted model, not a curated record. Bases 140 to 907 code for a protein of 255 amino acids.